This is a messenger RNA of Sclerotinia sclerotiorum 1980 UF-70, 2826 nucleotides long. RefSeq lists its product as hypothetical. Gene Ontology annotation, biological process: regulation of DNA-templated transcription. Lineage: Eukaryota; Fungi; Ascomycota; Leotiomycetes; Helotiales; Sclerotiniaceae. Gene Ontology annotation, molecular function: zinc ion binding; protein binding; sequence-specific DNA binding. The transcript has a single exon. Bases 1 to 2826 code for a protein of 941 amino acids. Gene Ontology annotation, cellular component: nucleus. The record is from RefSeq and is a predicted model, not a curated record.
AUGACACAACCUCUUCAGCAGCAUCAGCAUCAGCAGCAGCAACAUCAUCAACAGCAGCAACAGCAAUCUUCCGCCCAUAAUAAUGCCAAUUCUAUGGGCAUGAAUGACAUGAUGAGCGGUGGCGAUAGCUUGGACGAUAUCAUUAUGCAGAAUAACAACGAGUUACAACGGCGGCAGAGUUACUCACAGACCUUUGCGCCAGAUCAUGAUCGCAGAUCUUCCAUGUUAGAAUAUGGUAAUAUUGAUUCAAGUAUGGAUGGUUUUCAGUUCGGUACCCCGACAUCAGGUCCCGAAAAUCCAAUGUUACGACGACAAUCGACGGGGGAAUUGGAUUUGAGUAUGGUUUACCAGGGUAUGGGAGCUGGAAUGAAUAUGACAAUGCCACAAUCGCAGUAUACGAACUCUGUGCAACCAAAUAUGAUGGCUAUGGAUACAAGUAUGGGUUAUCCACCUUUCACAGGAGAUAUGAUGCCUGGGAUGAUGAGUUAUGCUUCCAUAGGGAUGGACGGUAUGUCUCAAGACUCACCCAUGGGCAUGUACUCGAAUCACAACUAUUCCCCUACGGUAUACGGAAAUGAUCCUAUGGAUUCUGUAACAUCGGAGAUGUUUAUGAGGGGUCCUGAUAAUAUGAGAAUAAGGAACUUGGAUGAUGAUAACAACGAAGCGAUGGCGUCGUCAUCUGGUAUCAUGGUCCAAUCACCAAACAAUAUUGGUAUGCCUCAAAAUGUUGAUUACAACUCUCCAUCUACUUCAAAUGCACCUCAAAAUAUCUUGUCUCGAACGUCAAGUACAGCUCUGAUUCCUGCGACCUUAUCAUCUUUACCAACCUCCACAGCCAUCGUCCCUGCUUCCCCGCCCAGGCAAGAUGCUACGGGAAUAUAUUCCAGCACUGGGUUUGAUAUGCUUGGAGCAUUAAUGAGAGUGGUGUCCAGACCAAAUAAAGUCAUUAAUAUAGGUGCCGUCGAUUUAUCAUGUGCAUUUGUUGUCUGCGAUUUAAGAGAACCGGAUUGUCCCAUAAUAUAUGUUUCUGAUGUUUUUGAGAAUCUUACCGGAUAUUCAAGACAUGAAGUACUUGGAAGAAAUUGUCGAUUCCUUCAAUCACCAGAAGGAAAAAUUCAAGCUGGUGAACGUAGGUUAGACACGGAGAAUGAUAAGGUCUAUGAACUUAAGAAAGCCAUAGAUACGAGAACGGAAACUCAACAGGCCAUUAUUAACUAUCGAAAAGGAGGGCAACCAUUUAUGAAUCUCUUAACGAUGAUUCCAAUUCCUGCAAGUGAUGACGACCCUACUCUUUCUUUGGUGGUCGGAUUUCAGGUUGAUGUGGUCGCAAACCCAAACAGUGUCAAUGAAAAAACUACCGCUGGGAACUACACAAUGAAUUACAAACAAGGCACAUUACCAAGAUAUCAAUGGCAUCCACCUCAGCCACAUACUCGUCUACCAGAUGCCGGUCAAACGAUUAGUCGUGAUGAUGUUAGUUCAGUAUUAGCAUCAUAUGAUAAUGGUAGCGAUCCAGAACUUACCAAGAGGAUGUGGGAGAAGGUACUUUUGGAGAAUAGUGAUGAUGUUAUUCAUGUCCUUUCUUUGAAAGGCCUAUUCAUGUACCUUUCACCAUCAUGUCGUCAAGUCCUGGAAUAUGAUUCGUCCGAGUUGAUAGGGACUGCACUCUCCUCAAUUUGUCAUCCUAGUGAUAUAGUUCCUGUCACUCGAGAAUUGAAAGAAACAUCACAAGGAAGUCCAGUCAAUGUGGUGUUCCGCGUUCGUCGAAAGAAUAGUGGCUAUACAUGGUUUGAAAGUCAUGGUUCUCUAUGUGUCGAGCAAGGCAAAGGUCGAAAAUGCAUCAUCAUGGUUGGUAGAGAAAGGCCGGUAUAUGCAUUGGCUAGAAGCGACUUGAAUCGAAACGAAGGUCUUGGUGAGAAUCAAUUAUAUUCCAAGUUGUCGACAUCAGGCAUGUUUCUAUACGUUGCGUCAAAUGUCAGAUCUCUGUUAGAUCGAACUCCAGAUGAUCUUGUCGGUACAAGCAUUCAAGCCUUGAUGCGUACUGAUUCUAAGAUUGCAUUCGGUCGAGCACUAGAGAAAGCAAGAACUGGAAAGAUUGUCAAAUAUCGACAUGAGAUUUUCAAUAAACGUGGUGUUGUUUUGCAAGCUGAAACGACAUUAUACCCUGGAGAUGCAUCAGAAGGGCAGAAACCUACAUUCCUCGUCGCCCAGACUCGAUUGGUUAAAAGUACGCCUCGAAAUGCUGCUACAACUCCUGGAACCAAUGGCAGUACUCUCACUGGUGCGAACACAAUGGUCAUGAGCCCUGUGAAUAAAUCAGAUAUUCAAACUCCUGAAGGAACACCAAGCAAUAGUUUGACUCGGCCACAACCUAGUCCGUUUAACGAAGCAAUGACACCAGGUCCUAUUAAUACAAUUGCACCUGUUACGCAACCAGGCGGAUGUGGACUUCCAAUUGGAUCUCAAGAUGAAGCAUUGGCAUCUGAGGAUAACAUCUUUGAGGAAUUAAAGACAACACGUUGUACAAGUUGGCAGUAUGAACUUCGACAGAUGGAAAAGAAUAAUCGAACACUUGGGGAAGAAUUGGCGAUGUUAAUAAAUGCGAAGAAGAAACGAAAGCGAAGAAAGUUACCUGGUAACGUCCAACGAGAUUGUGCCAAUUGUCAUACCAAAAGCACACCGGAAUGGAGAAGAGGACCGAGCGGAAAUCGAGAUUUGUGUAAUAGCUGUGGAUUAAGAUAUGCGAAAUCGGUAAGUCGCGAUGGUUCUGAAACCGCACUUACGGCUGGUCAAGUUAUUGAUCAUUCAUCAUCCUCUACACCUUGA